AAGGUCCACUCUUAAUUUACAAUUCACUCACUGCCACUGGUGGUCUCUCUCUCUCUGCUCCACAAAAUGGCCAUAGCUACAACCUUAUCAUCAUCUUCAUCAUCACCGUCGCGACAUUUCGUCAAUGGCUCACAGAGAUUUGUGUCUACAGCUCCUUACUCUUUUAGCUCUAUCUUACUCCGCCGUCGUAUCCGCCGCCUGAAUCGCUCAUUCGCUUCGUACCGUAGCUCUCAGUCGCGUAGGAGAUACGAUUCAGACGAUCGAUUCUUUGGCGGGUACGAGUACGAUGUGGUUCCCGACGAGGAUGACGAUGAAGAAGAAGACGAGAGAGAGAGCAGCGUCGAUCUUUUGAUCAGAUUCUUGAGAAGCAUGUUCAAGAAAGUCUCGAAACGUGCUAAGAAAGCAUCGCGACGGGUUUUGCCAGCAGCCAUGUCUCCUCGACUCGUGUCUUUUGCAGUAGAUGGGAUAUUGCUAUUGGGUUCACUUUCCAUAACAAGAGCGUUUCUUGAGGUAAUAUGCAACCUAGGAGGAACCGUGUUUACGGUGAUUCUGCUCAUCAGAUUGUUCUGGACGGCAGCUUCCUUCUUCCAGACUUAUGGGAGCUCUUUUGGACCAAACCCGUUAACUUAAAAUCUAGUAUUUUACUCACAUUUGGGUGUGAGGUGUUGUAACUGAUCAUCUUGGACUUGUAGCUUCGAUUCGAUGUGUAAAGAAAAAAUGUAUGAUAGUUGUGUACAUGUCGCUGGGGGAAGUUAUCUAGUGAUCAAUAGUAAGAGAAGACGAAUCUA
This is a messenger RNA of Camelina sativa (false flax), 788 nucleotides long. RefSeq names its product short hypocotyl in white light1 (gene SHW1). Gene Ontology annotation, biological process: negative regulation of photomorphogenesis; regulation of abscisic acid-activated signaling pathway. Lineage: Eukaryota; Viridiplantae; Streptophyta; Magnoliopsida; Brassicales; Brassicaceae. The record is from RefSeq and is a predicted model, not a curated record.